AUGAAUGACAGUGGCAAUCACCAACUAGAACCCAGCAAGCGGAAAGAGCUGGGUGGGGCUGCCAGGCAGAGGCGAACCCUCACGCCCCCAGGCCCCGCCUCGCGGCUGGAGGCCCGGUGGAACGGCAGGGGGCGGGGCGAUGAGGCUUGCCGGGGCUGCGGCUGUCGCAGGGCCCCUGCCCGGGCGGGCGAAGGGAACAGCUGCCGGCUCUUCCUGGAUUUUUUUGGCCUCUCGCUGGCCCUCCACCUGCUGACGUUGUGUUGCUACCUGGAGUUGCGCUCCGAAUUGCGGCGGGAACGGGGAGCUGAGUCCCGCCUUGGCGGCCCGGGCACCCCUGGCACCUCUGGCACCCUGAGCAGCCUCGGUGGCCUCGACCCUGACGGUCCCAUCACUCGCCACCUCGGGCAACCAUCACCUCAGCAGCAGCCUUUGGAACUGGGAGAAUCCACCCUGCCCCCUGACUCCCAGGAAGGGCACCAGAUGGCCCUACUGAAUUUCUUCUUUCCUGAUGAAAAGUCCUACUCUGUAGAGGAAAGUAAGCAUGUUCGCCGCAAUAAAAGAAGCAAAAGCAGUGAAGGAGCAGAUGGUAAGUCUAUUCAGAUGAUCCUUUAUGACUUCUGA
Tupaia belangeri chinensis (Chinese tree shrew) is the source of this 621-nucleotide messenger RNA. Its product is annotated as ectodysplasin-A-like. Bases 1 to 621 code for a protein of 206 amino acids. The transcript has 3 exons. The record is from RefSeq and is a predicted model, not a curated record. NCBI's taxonomy places the organism in Eukaryota, Metazoa, Chordata, Mammalia, Scandentia, Tupaiidae.